AUGUGCUGCGGCAACUCUGCAACAGCAGCAGCAGCAGCUGCGGCAGCAGCAACACGCGUUGCAGCAGCAAUAGUUGUGGCAGCAGCAACAGCUGUGGCAGCAGCAACAGCUGUACCAGCAGCAGCAGCUGUACCAGCAGCAGCAGCAGCAGCAGCACUUCUUGCGGAAGCGCUUAUGUGGAAGCAGCAGCUGCGGAAGCAGCUGCAGCGCCAACAACUGCAGGGCUAUGGGGCUUUCUUGCAUUUUGCAACUCUUUAUUUCAUAUUUGUGACGGACGAGCUGGAGAGCGAGCUGGGGAUUCUUGACCUCAUUCAAGUGUUCGUACAGGUCUUAGAUGCCUGCUUUGAAAAUGUCUGCGAACUGGACCUCGUCUUUCACCACGAGAAGAUUAAUUACAUUCUUGACGAAAUAAUUUCGGGAGGUGAGGCACAGCCCGCAGGCCAGAAUAUGCGAGCCCAGCACUUUACGUGA
Molecule: messenger RNA, 471 nt
Organism: Eimeria tenella
Lineage: Eukaryota; Apicomplexa; Conoidasida; Eucoccidiorida; Eimeriidae
Product: adaptor-related protein complex 3, sigma 2 subunit, putative
Exons: 4
Coding region: 1-471 (156 amino acids)
Biological process (GO): vesicle-mediated transport; protein transport
Cellular component (GO): intracellular membrane-bounded organelle
Source: RefSeq, a predicted model, not a curated record